GGAAUCAGAGGGAGGAGGAAAUUCUCUCCCUCUUCGCUGGGUUGCGCAAGUAACGAAUCAGCCGACGGCGUUUCCAAUAGCCUUUUUCCCCCACUCCCUCUCUCUCCCAGCUUCCUAUUGCCCGGAUGGUCACAGCCAGGGUGAGGGUUUUUUUUUUCUAGGAACUACGGCAAGCGGCGGGGUCCAACUUGUCCCGGCUUCUCCUUCGAGGCUGUAAGAGGGGCAUCUUAAGCCUGUGCUGCUUCUAACUACGGCAGGCGGCGAGGCCUAAAUCCGUCCCGGUUUCCCCUCUGAGGCUGUGAUUUGGAGCCUCCGCUUUCUCCUCAGCGGUUGCCAGGCGAAGCGAGCGAGAGGGCGGGUCCGGAGAGGGCGGCCCAUGGACCAGCCGGGCCCGGAGCGGAGGAGGCGGCUCGGGGCUCUUCCCUCGUCCGGAUGAAGCCCAGGCCCUGAGGCGGCGCCGCCUCCUCUCCCUUUCCUUCCUCCUCCUGUUCAUCCUUCUCCUCAGGCCUCUCGCCUUUCCUCUCGCCCUUGGCCUGAGGUAGGCGCUUGCCUCCGCCGCCGCCAUGUCGGCCAAGGUGCGCCUGAAGAAGCUGGAGCAGCUGCUGCUGGACGGGCCGCGGCGCCACGAGAGUGUCCUGAGCGUGGAGGCCUUGCUGGACCUCUUGGUUGGCCUUUACACCGAAUGCAGCCGCGACUCGCCGCUCCGGAGGGACAGGCUUGUCUCCGACUUCCUCGAGUGGGCAAAACCAUUUACACAAUUGGUGAAGGAGAUGCAGCUUCAUCGAGAUGACUUUGAAAUCAUAAAAGUCAUUGGUAGGGGUGCAUUUGGUGAGGUUGCAGUUGUUAAAAUGAAGUGCACGGAGCGCAUUUACGCAAUGAAAAUCCUAAAUAAAUGGGAAAUGCUUAAAAGGGCAGAGACUGCUUGCUUUCGAGAAGAGAGAGAUGUUUUGGUGAAUGGAGAUUGCCAGUGGAUUACUACAUUGCACUAUGCCUUUCAGGAUGAAAACUAUUUGUACUUAGUGAUGGACUACUAUGUGGGUGGUGAUUUGCUGACACUACUUAGCAAGUUUGAAGACAAGCUUCCUGAAGAUAUGGCAAGGUUCUACAUUGGUGAAAUGGUUCUUGCUAUACAUUCCAUUCAUCAACUACAUUAUGUGCACAGAGAUAUAAAACCUGAUAAUGUUCUGUUGGAUGUGAAUGGCCAUAUACGCCUGGCGGACUUCGGAUCAUGUUUGAAGAUGAGUGAGGAUGGCACUGUGCAAUCUUCAGUUGCAGUGGGCACACCUGAUUAUAUUUCCCCCGAGAUACUUCAAGCAAUGGAAGAUGGCAUGGGGAAAUAUGGACCUGAAUGUGACUGGUGGUCUCUGGGUGUCUGCAUGUAUGAAAUGUUGUAUGGCGAAACUCCAUUUUAUGCAGAAUCACUGGUGGAAACCUAUGGGAAGAUUAUGAAUCAUGAAGAGAGAUUCCAGUUUCCAUCACAUGUUAGUGACGUUUCUGAAGAUGCAAAAGACCUAAUCCAGCGUCUUAUCUGCAGCAGGGAACGUCGUCUGGGGCAGAAUGGAAUAGAAGAUUUCAAGUCACAUGCCUUUUUUGAAGGACUCAAUUGGGAUAAUAUCCGAAAUCUAGAAGCACCUUACAUUCCAGAUGUUAGCAGUCCUUCUGACACAUCAAACUUUGAUGUGGAUGAUGAUGUUUUAAGAAACCCUGAAAUGAUACCACCUGGUUCUCACACUGGCUUUUCAGGAUUGCAUUUGCCUUUUGUUGGUUUUACCUACACAACUGAAAGCUGUUUUUCAGAUAGAGGUUCAUUCAAGAGUGUGAUGCAGUCCAGCGGUAUAACCAAAGAUGAGGACGUUCAGCGUGACUUGGAAAACAGCUUGCAAAUAGAAGCAUAUGAAAGGAGAAUACGAAGACUGGAGCAGGAGAAGCUAGAACUGAGCAGGAAGUUGCAAGAAUCCACUCAGGCUGUUCAGUCCCUUCAUGGUUCUGGUCGCAUAACAGCAAACACAAACCGGGAUAAAGAAAUAAAAAAGUUAAAUGAGGAAAUUGAACGCUUGAAAAACAAAAUAGCAGAUUCAAAUAGGAUAGAACGGCAGCUUGAAGAUGCAGUGACGCUGCGGCAAGAACAUGAAGAUUCCACUCACAGGUUAAAAGGCCUUGAAAAGCAAUGCAGGAUACUGAGGCAAGAGAAAGAAGACCUUCAUAAGCAACUUGUUGAGGCAUCUGAAAGAUUAAAGGCACAGUCCAAAGAACUGAAGGAUGCCCAUCAACAAAGAAAGCUAGCAAUGCAAGAGUACUCAGAGCUGAAUGAAAGGAUGGCAGACUUACGCUCUCACAAGCAGAAACUCUCUCGACAGCUCCGUGACAAGGAGGAAGAAAUAGAAGUGAUCAUGCAGAAAAUUGACUCCAUGAGACAGGAAAUUCGUAAAUCUGAGAAAGCGAGGAAAGAGCUAGAAGCCCAACUUGAUGAUGCAAUAGCAGAAGCAUCCAAGGAACACAAGCUUCGAGAGCACAGUGAGAUUUUCUGUAAGCAGCUGGAAAAUGAACUGGAAACUCUAAAGUUAAAGCAAGGGGGCCGUGCUGCAGGAAUGGCCAUGCAGGAACAUCAGCAAGAGCUGGCUAAAAUGAAGUCAGAGCUCGAGAAGAAAAUCUUGUUCUAUGAAGAGGAACUGGUCAGGCGAGAAGCAUCCCAUGUCUUGGAAGUAAAAAAUGUGAAAAAAGAAGUGCAUGAUUUAGAAAGCCACCAGCUAGCAUUGCAGAAAGAAAUCAUGAUGUUGAAAGAUAAAUUGGAUAAGGCAAAACGAGAGAAACAUAGUGAAAUGGAAGAAGCAGUAGGAACUCUGAAAGAGAAAUAUGAGCGAGAGAGAACCAUGCUCUUUGAAGAUAAUAAGAAAAUAACAUCUGAAAAUGAAAAGCUUUGUUCCUUUGUGGAUAAACUUACAUCACAAAACAGACAGCUAGAAGAUGAACUUCAGGAUUUGGCAGCAAAGAAGGAAUCUGUUGCCCACUGGGAAGCUCAGAUUGCAGAAAUUAUUCAAUGGGUGAGUGAUGAAAAAGAUGCACGCGGCUAUCUUCAGGCUUUGGCUUCUAAGAUGACAGAAGAACUUGAGUCUUUGAGAAGCUCCAGUCUGGGAUCAAGAACACUGGAUCCUCUUUGGAAAGUAAGACGAAGUCAGAAGCUGGAUAUGUCUGCAAGACUAGAAUUGCAGUCUGCUCUAGAUGCUGAAAUACGUGCCAAGCAGCUAGUCCAGGACGAAUUAAGGAAAGUCAAAGAUGCCAACCUAUCUUUUGAAAGCAAAUUAAAGGAAUCUGAAGUAAAGAAUCAAGAACUCUUGGAAGAAGUUGAAAUUUUAAAGAAGAAACUGGAAGAAAAAUACAGGACUGAUGCAGGUCUUAAACUUUCUGACUUCCAAGAUUCCAUUUUUGAGUACUUCAAUACCUCUCCACUUGCACAUGAUCUGACUUUCAGAACAAAUUCCGUUAGUGAGCAAGAAGCGCCAGGUUCCAAGGCAGAGGUCUCACCAUCAACAUCUAUGACUACAGAACAGCAGCAAGCAGAAUUUUUUGCAAUUCAGGAACCAAUUCGGCUUCAGAGGAUGCCUGCUGCUCCCUCCCCCACCAUUCAGUCCAUUUCUCUAGCUGUACCAAAGCCGAAAGCUCAUCAACUCAAUAUCAAAUCCUUUUCAAGUCCUACGCAGUGCAGCCAUUGCACAUCCCUCAUGGUGGGAUUGAUUAGACAGGGAUAUGCUUGUGAUGUGUGUUCAUUUGCAUGCCAUGUUUCCUGCAAGGAUAGUGCACCACAAGUCUGCCCUAUACCUCCUGAGCAAGCCAAGCGGCCCCUUGGAGUAGAUGUUCAAAGAGGCAUAGGAACAGCUUACAAAGGCUAUGUUAAGGUUCCAAAGCCAACAGGAGUUAAGAAAGGUUGGCAGAGGGCCUAUGCCGUAGUCUGUGACUGUAAACUCUUCCUCUAUGAUGUGCCUGAAGGAAAAUCCACUCAGCCAGGAGUUGUUGCAAGUCAAGUCUUAGAUCUCAGAGAUGAAGAUUUUUGUGUGAGUUCUGUCCUAGCAUCGGAUGUUAUACACGCAACCCGCAAAGAUAUCCCUUGUAUAUUCAGGGUGACAGCUUCUCUCUUAGGCUCACCUUCAAAGACUUGCUCUCUGCUGAUCCUAACAGAAAAUGAGAAUGAAAAGCGAAAAUGGGUUGGAAUCUUAGAGGGGCUGAAAUCUAUUCUGCACAAAAAUAAACUCAAAAACCAAGUUGUACAUAUUCCACAGGAAGCCUAUGACAGUACAUUGCCCCUCAUUAAAACCAGCUUGGCUGCUGCUGUUAUAGAUCGAGAUCGAAUAGCAAUUGGUUCUGAAGAAGGCCUUUAUGUCAUUGAGGUAACCCGUGAUGUGAUUGUCCGAGCUGCUGACUGCAAGAAGGUCUACCAGAUAGAGCUUGCUCCCAAAGAGAAAGUCGUUAUUCUUAUCUGUGGUCGGAAUCAUCAUGUUCAUUUGUAUCCUUGGUCCUCCCUGGAUGGUUCUGAAGGCAGCUUCGAUAUUAAGCUUCCUGAAACUAAAGGUUGUCAGUUUGUUACAACUGGGACACUGAAGAAGACUUCUUCAACUAGUUUAUUUGUGGCAGUCAAGCGGCAAGUUCUGUGCUAUGAAGUUCAUAGGACUAAACCUUUCCAUAAAAAGUUCAAUGAAGUCCAGGCUCCCGGCAAUAUACAGUGGAUGGCAGUUUUCAAAGACAGGCUUUGUGUAGGCUAUCCCUCAGGUUUCUCUCUGUUGAACAUCCAGGGAGAUGGACAGUCUAUAAACCUGGUAAAUCCCAGUGAUCCUUCGCUUGCAUUCCUCUCACAACAGUCUUUUGAUGCCCUUUGUGCUGUGGAGCUCAGCAAUGAAGAAUACCUGCUUUGCUUCAGCCAGUUCGGAGUAUAUGUGGAUGCACAAGGUCGAAGGUCUCGCAUGCAGGAACUAAUGUGGCCUGCAACGCCUGCUGCCUGUAGUUGCAAUUCAUUCUAUUUAACCGUCUACAGUGAAUAUGGUGUUGAUGUUUUUAAUGCAAACACUAUGGAAUGGGUGCAGACUAUCGGCUUAAGAAGGAUCAGACCCUUAAAUGUGACAGGCACAUUGAAUCUCCUUAACUGUGAACUUCCUCGAUUAAUCUAUUUCAAGAACAAGUUUUCGGCAGGAGCUACCCUUAGUGUGCCGGAAACAUCCGACAAUAGCAAAAAGCAAAUGCUUCGUACUAGAAGCAAAAGAAGAUUUGUUUUUAAAGUCCCUGAGGAAGAAAGAUUACAGCAAAGACGAGAGAUGCUUCGAGAUCCUGAGCUCAGAUCCAAGAUGAUUUCUAACCCAACCAAUUUCAACCAUGUGGCUCAUAUGGGACCAGGAGAUGGAAUGCAAGUUCUCAUGGAUCUCCCCUUGAAUGAAUUUCCUUCCCCUUCAUCCUCCCGACACUCUGCUCUGAUAUCACCUCCAACAGGCUUUGAGCACGUCUAUCACAUGAGUCCUAUCUCUGCUGAAAUCUUUCUCCAGAGUGACCAUUCUUCCUCACUGCUUCCCUCUUCUUCCUGUCCCUCCUCUGCUUCUGUAGCCAGGAGCGUCUUACCUCCGUCACAAGAUGAAAAGUCCUGUCCUCCCACAACCAACAUUUCACGCCAACCCCCUCAGAGAAACAAAAGCUACAUUUCAUGGCCAUCAUCAAGUGGCACUGAUCUAGGAGCAGCCAUGCCUUUGCGGAGUAUGUCUGAUCCAGACCAGGAGUUUGACAAAGAGCCUGAUUCAGACUCUACAAAACACUCGACUCCUUCCAACAGCUCUAACCCAAGUGGCCCCCCCAGCCCCAAUUCACCGCAUAGGAAUCAGCUGACAUUAGAUGGAUUGGACCCAUCUGCCUGUGAUGCAUAACGCUAUGGCACCUCCUCCCUGCUUUCUCAUUUGCAAUUAUCCACUGCUCCAUGGAGUAUUCAAGAGCAAGAUGCCUGUCUCCAACAACAGUGCCAAGACUGAUACAGAAGUUCUAGUGUUGCACAAAAGUGAAUAUGGUAUCUAAAUUGUAGACUAGGAUGGGGCGGGGAUUUUAAAAAAUGGAGAAGAAUUCAUUAUAAACUACAAUGGUCAAGUUUUGCUGUCAUUUCUGAUGCAAAACUGUCCAUUCUUAAACUUUUGGUGGAACAAUUUCUGCACAGCCGUGAUAUUAUUGUGGCAUGCGGUAAAGGCCACUGGUAAACAGUCUUCAUAUUUAAACUGAAAAAAUAGAGAAGAGAUGCUGGUAGUUUUACUAUUAUGCAGUGUCAGGAAUAAUAUUUUUCUAUAGGAUGAAGUAAUGUCUUGUUAGCAGGAAAUCCUUUUAGAAAAAAAAAUCAGACCUUUUGGUUAGGAAGUAAAAGCAGACUAGUCACAUCCUUGGCUAAAUAUAUUCUGUUUUUGUUUUUUUCUCAAUGUUGAGGAGAAUGAUAGGAAGUUGUAGGGCCAUUCCCAGCAUCAGUAGAACAUGUCAGAAAGUUGAAAACUGUGGUUAUAGUUUGUGGCCUUUUAACUUAUUUAGCCAUUACAUACAUUCUCAGCUUUGUAAAUGUCUUUCUCCUGGCUUUUUAGACAUGUACAUAAAACUAUUACCAGUAACAUUUUAUCCUUACCCUUCUUUUUUAGAUCUCAUUAGCCAGGGCAGGGCUUUUUUUAUAAAAAAAAAUGAAAUUUAAAUUACUGCUGUGAAACAGGUUUUACUCUGCUUUUCCUGCUAUCCAUCUUCUCAGACAUUUGUGUAAUUUCUCUUGGUUGGCUGGUUGGUUGGCUGAUUGGUUGGUUUCAGUGUAAAGAUUUAACACUACAUUUAAAAAUAAAAUUAGCUAGCUAGCAUUCCUUUGGGAUUGCUCCCCUGAAGGCUGCUCCUAUGAAGGGAUUGUGUAGUUUUUAAAUACAUCAGUCUCUUUUUAUUGUUAACCAAAGUGGAAAAGUUGAAAGGUGUGUAUAUGAGGGUGCCUCAUUGUCUUUUCCUUCCUUCCCCAAUUCAUUGUAUUCUCACCUGCAUGAAGACCCCAUGAUUGCUAAUCAAAAGUAUUGAUAAUGUAGGGAAAAAUGCACAGCACACUCCUGUAUAUUUUGCUAUGGCCCAUGUGCAGCAGUGAUAUAUUGCGUGUAUAUUUAAUCCCAUGCUUCCAUGUAUUAUACAUUUAGUAAUUUUCCCUGCCCCUCCCCUCCAAAAUCGUGAUCAUGUUUCAUUUAAAAGCGUGUAAAUUAAUUCUGUGGCUGGCAUAUCCAGUUUGUCAUUGUCACACUAGUGUGCCUUCUGUGCCAAUUUGAUGACAGUUGGAUGUCAAUUGUUUUAAAAUCUGGUUUCUAUGGGCUAACGCUGUUCCAAUGGCUAAUACUCUUUCCUGAAACACUGUAUAGGAUGUGCACUUAUCUCUCGUUUAAAGCAAGUGAUUCUAGUCAACAUUUAAUCCUGUUACAUUAAGUGUUUGACAAUAUUUGCUCUUUCUUAGAUUCUCGAUCAAUGAAGCUCAGUUUGAGCUGGACACUACUGCUUUUGGGAUUUUCUGAUUUUUACUCUUUUUUUAAAUGUAAGUCUAAAGUCUUUGUAAUUAUUGAAUUGUGAGAACAUUUUUGAACAAUUUACUUGUCAAUAAAGCAGAAGAAGGAAGUUUUAAA
Molecule: messenger RNA, 7640 nt
Organism: Anolis carolinensis (green anole)
Lineage: Eukaryota; Metazoa; Chordata; Lepidosauria; Squamata; Anolidae
Gene: cdc42bpb
Product: CDC42 binding protein kinase beta
Exons: 38
Coding region: 564-5897 (1777 amino acids)
Biological process (GO): actomyosin structure organization; peptidyl-threonine phosphorylation
Cellular component (GO): cytoplasm; cytoskeleton
Molecular function (GO): ATP binding; protein serine/threonine kinase activity
Source: RefSeq, a predicted model, not a curated record